Messenger RNA from Gossypium raimondii (Peruvian cotton), 1395 nucleotides. Its product is annotated as fumarate hydratase 1, mitochondrial. Gene Ontology annotation, cellular component: mitochondrion; tricarboxylic acid cycle heteromeric enzyme complex. The transcript has 17 exons. The record is from RefSeq and is a predicted model, not a curated record. The coding region runs from base 1 to 1395 and encodes 464 amino acids. Lineage: Eukaryota; Viridiplantae; Streptophyta; Magnoliopsida; Malvales; Malvaceae. Gene Ontology annotation, biological process: malate metabolic process; tricarboxylic acid cycle; fumarate metabolic process. Gene Ontology annotation, molecular function: fumarate hydratase activity.
AUGGCAUCCUUUAGGGAAGAACGAGACACUUUCGGCCCCAUCAAUGUCCCUUCCGAUAAAUUAUGGGGAGCGCAGACUCAGAGAUCAUUACAAAAUUUCGAUAUAGGAGGGGAACGCGAACGUAUGCCCGAACCUAUUAUCCGCGCCUUUGGUGUCCUCAAAAAAUGUGCUGCCAAGGUGAACAUGGAGUAUGGACUUGAUCAAAGUAUUGGGAAAGCCAUAAUGCAAGCAGCCCAAGAAGUAGCCGAAGGCAAACUCAAUGAUCACUUUCCCCUCCUUGUUUGGCAAACCGGAAGUGGCACUCAGAGUAACAUGAAUGCCAAUGAGGUAAUUUCGAACAGAGCAGCAGAAAUAAUGGGACAUAAACGAGGUGAGAAGUCCGUACACCCAAAUGAUCAUGUGAAUAAAUCUCAAUCUUCUAACGACACUUUCCCAACCGUAAUGCACAUUGCGGCUGCAAUGGAAAUAAACUCAAGAUUGAUACCUGAGUUAAAGAAUUUGCACUCUGCUCUACAUUCAAAGUCAGUUGAAUUCAAAGAUAUUGUUAAAAUUGGUCGCACUCACACUCAAGAUGCCACACCUUUGACUCUUGGACAAGAGUUUAGUGGCUAUGCCACACAGGUGAAGUAUGGAAUUGAUCGAGUUUCGGGCACCCUGCCACGAAUGUAUCAGCUUGCACAAGGUGGUACAGCCGUGGGGACUGGAUUGAACACAAAGAAAGGGUUUGAUGUAAAAAUAGCAGCGGCAGUAGCUGAGGAAACAAAGUUGCCAUUCGUCACAGCCGAAAAUAAGUUCGAAGCUUUGGCAGCACAUGAUGCCUUUGUUGAAACCAGUGGAGCUUUGAACACCAUAGCUGCAUCCCUAAUGAAGAUUGCAAAUGACAUACGCUUCUUGGGAAGUGGUCCUCGAUGUGGCCUUGGUGAGCUUAUUCUUCCUGAAAAUGAACCUGGCAGCAGUAUUAUGCCUGGGAAGGUGAAUCCUACCCAAUGUGAGGCUCUUACUAUGGUCUGUGCCCAGGUUAUGGGUAACCAUGUGGCUAUAACAGUAGGUGGAUCUAAUGGCCACUUUGAACUGAAUGUGUUCAAGCCAUUGAUGGCUAGUGCACUCUUACAUUCAAUACGACUGGUGAGUGAUGCAUCUGCUUCCUUUGUGAAGAACUGUGUGAAGGGAAUUCAAGCUAAUAAGGACAGAAUUUCAAAAUUACUUCAUGAGUCUCUAAUGCUAGUGACAUCCUUGAACCCUAAAAUUGGUUAUGAUAAUGCUGCAGCAGUUGCCAAGAAAGCACAUAAAGAAGGCAGCUCUUUGAAGGAAGCGGCAUUGAAUCUUGGGAUGCUCACAGAAGAAGAAUUCGAAAGUUUAGUGGUGCCUGAGAAAAUGAUUGCCCCAUCUGAUUAA